GGAAAGGAAACGCCGACUUCUCCAUUCCAAAAUCCCCUCUGCCUCAUCUUUUAGCACUAACGGCUCUUUUUGAUCGAUGUGAAGCUUUGAGACCUUCUCUCCUUUGCGUCAGGACUGCUUUUGGUCGCUUUUCUGCUGCCCUUUGCGCAGUACCUGCUGUUGGCCCUGAGAAAACAACCGCCGUUCGAGAUUUGUGGCGCCUCAGAUUUAUUGAGCCCGAGUGCACAAAGUUGAUAGUUAGCCACCUAGCUAACUGUUAGCUUGCAGCCCUUUCUUGGUUCUAGCUUCGGGGGCGUCGUUUUUGGGCUACAGUCGGUUCCAGGCAGCUAGCAGCUACACCUGAAUGCCCCUUUUGGUGAGGUUUAGAGCUGUUGUUUGUAGCUAAAGUGCUCCAUACUGGCUGCUCGCUGCUAAACCAGCGUAAAAAGCCCGGAAGGAAGCCAAAGUGAAGGCCGGAGUCCAGCACCACCAAGAGCCGCCUCCGUCAGAGUGUUUGUACCGCCGCGCAGUGAGAGUUGACAGCUUACUUGGUGACACAGAGACUUCUCCCUGAGGAGCCAAGAAGCAGACGGCUCAUGACUUCUGACCAGGACACGAAAGUUGUCGCUGAACCACAGGUGCAGCAAGUACAAGAGGCAAAAGAGAACUCUCAUUUGGAAUCAGCCAAGGUUUCAGACCUCAACCCCAAUGCGAAAGCAUGGGCCAACCACAUGUUUAGCCUGGACACCAGCGGGACUGCUGACACCACCACCACUGCUGCCCUGCAGCCAUGGAAGGAAGGCUGCGAUAGUUCGGCCGACCCCGGCCCUGAAGGCUUUGAAGCCAGUGAGGACAGAGCUUACAAGGAGCCUCAGCUAACUGACCCAGAUGAGCCUCCACCAGCACCAGUAAUGCUAGGAGAGCCGGCCCCCGUUGCCACCAUCACACUGGAGGGCUCCGAGCCCGCCUACACAGAGUACCCCGAGCCUGGGCAGCCAGGGGACACAGGCAGUGAUUCUCAGCCUGACAACAGCCAGGACAGUUUAAGGGAGCACCUGAAGAAGACCCUGGAGUUCUGCCUGUCCCGGGAGAACCUGGCCAGUGACAUGUACCUCAUCUCCCAGAUGGACAGCGACCAGUACGUGCCAAUUGUGACGGUGGCCAACCUGGACCACGUCAAGAAGCUGAGCACUGACGUGGAGCUGAUAGUAGACAUUUUACGAUCUUUGCCAUUGGUCCAGGUGGAUGAGAAGGGGGAGAAGGUGCGACCCAAUCAGAACCGCUGCAUUGUGAUCCUCCGAGAGGUUCCAGAGAGCACACCUAUAGAGGAGGUGGAAGCCCUUUUCAAAGGGAACAAUUUACCCAAGUUUAUCAACUGUGAAUUUGCCUACAACGACAACUGGUUCAUUACCUUUGAAUCUGAAGCAGAUGCUCAGCAGGCAUAUCAGUAUCUUCGUGAAGAAGUGAAGACCUUCCAAGGGAAGCCAAUUAAGGCGAGGAUAAAGGCGAAGGCAAUCGCUAUCAACACUUUCAUGCCAAAGAACGGCUACCGGCCAGUAGAGGUGAACCCAUACGCCCAGCAGCGCUACACGUCCUACUACAUCCCACCUGUUUACAGCCCGCAGCAGCAGUUCCCUUUGUACAGCCUCAUCACGCCGCAGGCCUGGUCCACGCACAGCUUCAUCGACCCAGGGCUGGUCACGCCCUUUCACAACAACCAGUUCAUCAAUGGGUUCACCACGUCACACAGCUUCAAACCAGCAUCAUCACCGCUUACCGUCAGACACUUCUCACCCAGGAACAGGAAUCACAGUAAACCCCACCUGAGGCCGGCCAUCCCCACGGCAGACCGUACCACCGGGCUCCUGGAUAGCCCCAGCCUCUUUCCCAACUUCCCCUCUGAGAGGCUGAACGGCGUACGCAGCAGCCCGCCGACGCGGCUCCCCUCCUCUCAGCCCAGGACCAGGUUACCCUCCACAGCGGCCUUCCCUCGCAGAGACGUCGCGGGCACAGGACGCGCGACCGAACCUCUGAUUCCAGAUUAUUCCCUGGGAGUCGGCCGGGGAAGGAAAAAGAGGGAUGAAAAGUUUACAAGAGCCGCUCCUCAGUCGCCACCGCCUCCUCCCAAACCUCCGUCUCCAAGCUUCGAACUUGGCCUCUCCAGCUUCCCCCCGCUUCCCGAAGCAGCCGGACAGCUCAAGGCUGACGAGGCAUUCGACAACCGACUGGCGAGCAGUGUGGUUGUUGGAACCACUAAAGAGCGGCAUGUCAGUGCAGAGUCCAGCAGCAGCGCCCUCCCUCCAGCGGGUCCCAAAGAGCCCCUCCGGUCCUCCGCCUCCCCGCUGCCUCCAAGCUUCCAGCCCUCACCCACAACCCCAACCGCUCCCCCAGCCUCGACCACAGCGACCACAGCCCCCAGCAUGCCGCACAGUCCCGACCCCUCGGCCUCACUGGAGGUUACCGAGGUGAAGCCCAAGGAGGCACAGCCAUCUGUGGAGCGCGUUCCCGGUACUCUGUCCACCUCCAGCAAAUCGGUGCAAGUGAACGGCGCUGCCACGGAGCAGAAGAAGCCCUCCUACGCUGAGAUCUGCCAGCGAGCGAAGGAGAACCUGACAUCACUGCACUCUGCCCCCACCAAGGAAGCAAAGCCAAGCUGCGCUGCCCCCGCAGGCGAGGAGAGAAAGUGCACUGACACCCCCACCCCAUCAGGGGAGCACAAGGCUAGAGAGACUUACCACCCCUCCUCCAAAGGCGGCCCUGCCUCCAUCACCCAGGGCAGACCGUUAAAGGAGGGCCGAAGGCCAGCCGGGCGGUGGGCCUCCCCGCCCCCACACCCAGGAAAAACCUCCAGCAAAGAUGCCCACCACACCCCACCCAAGUCCCCUCAGUAAAGUGGCUCCUGGCCCCUCCUCUUCCUCCACUACGCUCCACAUAUGAGUUUAAAAAACAGAAAAUAAGUCAGGGCUACUCAACCUAUAUCCCAGUAUCCCACAUAUUUAUAAAAGCAGUGCUGUUUUUUUUUUUUUUUAAUGAGACAGUUUUGGGGGUGGGCCAUGUUAAAGUCUCUGUACUCAUAAAAUGUAUAAAAAAAAAGAGAAAAUCCAUCCAGUGUUUGAAAAACUUGAAUUUUAUUUAAACUUGAAAAAUAACUUUGCCUUAACUUUUCUACAAGAAGAGCAUCAAUUUUUUUUUUCUUUUCACUGAUAAAAAUCCCCCCGAUGAGCUUAAUGAAGCGAAACCGUAGAAAAUAUUUUGUGUUAAAGUCUUAUGUUAGAGAGAAAAAAAUAAAUCUGGCAGCGUUUACUUUUCUUUUUUUUUUCUGUAAAAAUUGUAUGAAAGAUGAAAACUAAGGUUUUGCUUCCUCGUUUUAGUUUCAGGUUGUUUUUCUUAGUACUUUUUUUGGGGGGGAGGGUUGCGAGGGAACGUUAUAAACCUUGUAAAUGCAACUAGUCCAAACUGUAUUAAAAAUGUGCACUUUCAAGUAUGUGCUUUGCUUGUACAGUUGUAAAUACUCAGAAAACUAUAAGAGGUACCUUAAAAUGAUUAUAAAAAAUAUAUUGAUCCUUGUUAACUAUAAUGUCGCUGGAUGUAGGAUAUAAAAAAAAAAAACAAGUGUUGUUGUGCUUUUGGAUUUUUAUUUUUUAAUGAUUAGUUUGCAGAGUUUGAUUUCUGUUUAAAUGAUAUGUUUUUGUUGUCUGGCAUUCCAUCGUUGUUUUUGGCUCCGCCUUCGCCCUCAGGUGAGCCUGUGACCCCACUCCUCCUCAUCCUCGGCCAGCAAAAUUUGGAGAAAACCCAACCGGCGUCCUCUUUACCAGCCCAGCUUCUCUUUCACUGCAGAUUUUCAAUAUUUAGCUUCAGAUUUGAGCUUUUUUUUGUUUAAAGUCUGAAUGCAGUAGCACUACAUAUUUAUUCUCCACACAUCAGCAGCAACCACUAAAGUCUCCAACGUCAGGAUGAUUAGAUUUAAUUUAAAAGGACAAAAAGUAUUAUGACAUGAUGUGCAUCUGAACACUAAAAUUCAAACUUAAACUGUAAAUGGCUGAAAGUUUCCAUCCUUGUUGGAAAGGAGACAUUUUAGAUGCAGAAAUAAUCUAAAAUGCAGCUGAUGAGAAUCUAGUUUUAAAAGACAGCUAAGGUGCUAAAAGCUUAUUAUAAACUUUAUCUUAUUGUCAAAGUCUGCAUCAAAUUGAGUUUAAAAUUUCUCAAAGAUCCCUGACAUCAUCUCUCUGAAGCUAUUCUUGGUGACGUUUGGGAUGAAAUUAAAUUACUGUUAAGAAGAUUAGAGAAAUUUGGUUUGUAUUUGAAACAUACUGUUGAUUAAAUUUGAUUUAACUGGAUUUUUUUCACUUCCGAUAUUAAACCAGGGAACCCUGAUGAGUUGAAGAUCAUUCCCCAGAAAGCCAGCAGUUUCCCAUAAGAUCAGAAAAUCUGAAGCUGGUGAAAGAGAAGCUUGUCUGACAGUCGGGGUUAAACUGAAUUAAUCCCGACCCGUCCAGAUACUGGGCCGCAAACAGCAAUGCUCCAGGGACACGUCUUGAUCCCAAAGCACAUUUCCACCUCAUCAGCUUGUGCAGCAGGCGGCAAAUGAUCCCCUAAAGCCUCCGCAGUGGGUCUAAGAUGAAAUGUUGAAAAAGGAAAAGAUCUUCCCACCUGUUUUAUGCGAGACGGAGAAAAACUUUGCAACUUCUUGUGCUUUUUUGAAUUUUUUUUUUCUUUUUUACUUGUCUUCAUGAUUGAUGUACAAAUAAUUCAAUACAGUGCUUAACUGGAAUCACUGAUUAGUUGUUUAUCUAUUGGUUCUGUGGCACAUUUCCUGUGAAAAGCAUACGGCCUGCUGUCUGUAUCCUAACUGAGCUGAAACAUCUCAUGAUGAGAGCUGAGGACGCCUCCGACUGCAGGUGGAGGAGCAUCCCUGGGCUUCUGAACGUGUGCAUGUUAGGAGAAUGAGACUCUGGACCUCAGCCUGGAUGGUCUUAAUGUUUGCCUCAUAUCAGCCCAUCCUCCUCCUCCCUGUUCUCACGGUGCCAUUCUUUCUUUGGGUUUUUCUCUCUGGCUGCAUAUCUCGUCAGAAAAUGUGACUUUAUCAAAGACGUGACGACGAGCGCACGACGUGGGACUGGAUACUGGGACUCGUUGGUCAGCUCACUGUGGUCUAACUCAUUAACACCCUUCCUGAGCUAACAGCUGUGGACAAUCGCCGACCCCCCCGCCGCGGCGGGGUUCGGACACAAGACUUUUAACACAAGCAGGAUGGCGGUCGCAGCAAAGAGGGCUUCUUUUGGUUGUUUUGUUUUUACUUUCUGGGUUAUUUGUUGUUUUUUUUUCUUCCAUUGAGACUGGAAUCAAACGUACAUGUUGGCUCUAGAUAAUUUAAGUUACUCUUGUGUCAUGACGUAAAACUGUCUAAUUUGGAGAGAAAAAAUGUAGCUUAAUGAAAAUAAAGAUUUAGGCACUGUUGAAGAGC
Molecule: messenger RNA, 5443 nt
Organism: Cyprinodon variegatus (sheepshead minnow)
Lineage: Eukaryota; Metazoa; Chordata; Actinopteri; Cyprinodontiformes; Cyprinodontidae
Gene: larp4b
Product: La ribonucleoprotein domain family member 4B
Exons: 18
Coding region: 576-2870 (764 amino acids)
Biological process (GO): positive regulation of translation
Cellular component (GO): cytosol; cytoplasmic stress granule
Molecular function (GO): mRNA 3'-UTR binding
Source: RefSeq, a predicted model, not a curated record